Molecule: messenger RNA, 555 nt
Organism: Penaeus monodon (black tiger shrimp)
Lineage: Eukaryota; Metazoa; Arthropoda; Malacostraca; Decapoda; Penaeidae
Exons: 2
Source: RefSeq, a predicted model, not a curated record
GAUGAUCCGACUUAUAGGGUCAUCUCUGGGAGGCUUGACCAGGUUGGAGAAGACCGAGGGAAGGCCACGGAACUCUUGGUUGAAGCAAGUCGACCAGAUCUGCCAAGAGUGCUGGGUGUGGGAAGGAAGGCUGCAUGGAGGCUUGCUCGGAGGGACCCCAGGAGUGGUGAGGUGCGUGGCACGGACAACAGAGCCGUUCAUGGUGGAAGUAGGGUUGCACCAGGGGUCGGCACUGAGCCCGUUCGUGUUUGCGAUCAUCAUAGGAAGGAGGCCCCAUGGAGCAUGAUGUUUGCUGAUGAUGUAGUACUUUGUUCCGAAGAGAAGGCAGACCUGGAAGUGGACCUGGAGAGGUGGCACAAUAGAUUGGAGAAGAGAGGAAUGAAAGUGUCAAGAGCAAAGACAGAGUACAUGUGUUUAAAUGGAAGACAAGGAGGGAGCGUACUGAUGGACGACCAACAGCUGCCAGAAGUAACAAAAUUCAAGUAUCUUGGUAGUCUGCUACAAUCGGAUGGAGGUGUCGACAAGGAGAUCAGCAGAAGGAUCCAAUCAGGCUGA